AUGUCUUAUUUUAUUUUAACUGCGGCUAACACUUCAAAUGAGCUUGCAAAAGUUACAACACUUUUCUUAUCUGCAGUUAAAAAACAGCCAAAAUUGAUGAAAUCCUUUCAUAUAGAAUAUGAUGUAUAUCUUUAUAACAAAUUCAGAACUGAAGUGAUUAUAAUUAUAAAGGAAUAUAUUACAACCACACAGAAGAUAAUCCCACCUGAAGAAGAUGAACCAUCUAUAGUAAAUUUAAAUUGUGAAGAUCUUGAAAAAAAUAAGGCAUAUACUUGA
Rhizophagus irregularis DAOM 181602=DAOM 197198 is the source of this 276-nucleotide messenger RNA. RefSeq lists its product as uncharacterized. The record is from RefSeq and is a predicted model, not a curated record. NCBI's taxonomy places the organism in Eukaryota, Fungi, Glomeromycota, Glomeromycetes, Glomerales, Glomeraceae.